ACAGACAAAUUUAUUGUAAAAACAAAAACAAUACACAACAAAACUUCAAUGAAGGAGCGUAAAGUGAAUUUCCCUUUACUCUUGAAAUUUUCAAAAAAUGACAAGUCUAAGGAAACUUCCAAAAACGCUGAAUCUAAUGUCAAAAACAAGAGGAAAUUUGCCAUCUACCCAGCCCCGGUUGUAAAUCGGUAUGAGAUCCUCGUGCAACGCUCGGCGUACACAUACGACGAGGUCGAGGAGUGGUACCCAAAACUGCCUUAUUUUCACGAGGAUGCUCAGAAGCCUUUCAAAUUUUCAAGUUUGCUGCCGAUCGUUUCAACUAUUGCCAACUACAAGUGGAAAAAAUAUCUCUACGGUGACUUGAUAUCAGGCCUGUCUGUCGCAUUUCUUCAGAUGCCACAGGGUCUAGCUUACGGCCUUCUCGCCUCCAUGAGCCCUGUCUCCGGGUUCUACACUUCCUUCUUUCCGGUCCUGAUCUACAUCUUCUUCGGGACCUGCCCACAAAUCUCCAUGGGAACCAACUCAGUGACGGCCCUGAUCACAGCCGCGAUGGUGGAGCGAGAGGUCGACGUCUACUUGAACCAAGAUGAUGAUAACACAACUCUCUCCACUGAAGAACACAUGGGCUACAGAGAGAGUGUCGCCUCUGCCUCCGCAUUCGGCUCCGGGAUGCUGCUCCUGCUGAUGGGCAUCUUCAGGGUUGGCUUCGUGACCAGCUACAUGCCGUCGUCCUUCGUUGGGGGCUUCACUGCGGGAGCCGCGGUGCACAUCGUUACCAGCCAGGUGAAACACAUUUUUCAUAUCAAGAUUAGAACUCAUGCUGGCGUGGGCAAGAUCAUUCGAACUUACAGUGACGUGGUCAAGGAGAUCCCGAAGACCAACAUAGCGGACACUGGUCUCUGCAUCCUGAGCAUGGGGGUGCUGCUCCUCUUUAAUUUGCUCAACCCUAAGAUUAAGGACUGGCGCGGCUACGAGGUCCCCAUCAACCUCAUCAUGAUAGUCGUCCUGACGCUCUUCUCUCACUUCCUGGACUUCGGCCCUGUCUGGGGAAUGAACACAGUCGGGGAGGUUCCCUUCGGCGUCCCGGCGCCGACGCUGCCGCGAUUCACCGUUCUCCCCAACAUCGUCUCCGACGUGGUGGCCCUGACGGCCAUCACUUUCGCCAUGACCAUCUCCAUGGCCAUGCUUAUGGCCAAGAUCCAUAACUACGACGUGGACAGCAACAGGGAGUUGAUCGCCUACGGGCUUUGCAACUUGGGUUCCUCCUUUUUCAAAUGCCAAGUCAGCAGCGUAUCUCCGCCGAGAACGAUGAUUCUGAGCAACACAGGGGCAGAGACGAUGCUGAAUGGAGUCCCCACGGCGCUCUUUCUUUUCAUUAUGUUCUUUGCUGGCACACUGCUCAAGUCACUGCCCAUCGCGUACCUGGCCGCGAUGAUCAUCGUUGCAGUGAAAGAUCUGCUGCUCCAGUUUCUAACAGUGCCCAAGGUCUGGAAGGUCAGUAAAGCGGACUUCUUCGUCUGGACAGGCACUUGGUUGGUCACGGUCUUCGCGGAUCUGCCCUGGGGGAUCAUAACCGGGAUGUCCAUCUCCAUUCUCGGGCUGGUCAUUAACAACCAGGUCAUCGAGGGCUCUCUGAUCGUUUGCGCCAACAACGAAGACCUCCUCCUUCGCGGCGAAGAUCGCAUGUUCGUGCAUCAACCUAAAGGCAUCCGAAUCUUCUACUUCCCGUCCCAGCUCUUUUUCGCCAACGCGGAGAUCUUCAAGAAGCAGCUCUUUCAGAACGUCUUUGACCCAACCACUGUCCACGCGAUGGACUAUCAGCUGGCGGAGGACCUCAGCAGCAGCGUGAUGGACCUCGAGAACGCAGAAGUGAAAUGCAUCAUCAUUGACUGCUCAGCCAUAACUUACAUCGAUAUGGACGGAGUGAACAUGCUGAAGAUGGUCAUCAUUCUGUACCGGAAGGCCGGGAUACAGAUUCUCUUAGCGAGAGUCCCCGAAAGAACUAUGAGAGUCUUGGAAAACGGGGACUUCUUCGCGCUUCUGCCAAAGUCUUGCGUGUUUCAUGACGUUGAGGACGCCAUGUACAAAGAGCAAGAGACUCGCUACGGCGUGAGCAGGCUGUCCUUGACAUUCUCCACCGUCUUGAUACCCACCAACGAACCCUCGAGUGUCAAUGUACAAAACGCUGGGAGUGAAAUUUUCUGAAACUUAACAUCUUCCAAAAGUGAACGUCUAUCAAAGGGUCAAACUACCCACUUUUGAGCAUAUCUUUUCAAUAAAUCAGAACUAGAAAUCGUUAUCUCUGCUUGUAACUGAAACUUGCCACCUUGAGUCUACAAUUAAUUAACCAACAGCAUUUCUAAAUCAUUUCUUAAUAUAAAAGUUGAUUGAAUGCUAAAGCACUAUUGCCAGGGCUGGAUUUAAGUUUGUGGAGGCCUCUACCCUUUUUUUUUUUUUUAAAGCUUUAAUAAAAGCCCACUUUUUACCACCUAUCAAUAAACAUAAUGAUAUCUAAUAGCAAGUCAUAUUUUAGAAGAAAGAGAGUACUUGUAAAUUUGAUCUAAUUUUACUAUAUUUAAAAAAAAAAAGUAAAAAAUAUUUUUUAUGCAAUUUGUGUAAAAAAAAAAAGUAUAUUUUGUAUGUUUUUGAGCUUGUGGAAAGUAAGAUCGUGUGCGACUUUAAAAACCUCUUUUGUGGAAGCCCCCUUUUUUUUGUGGAAAUCCUGGGUCUAUAGUCUCGCCUGCCCUGCUUUAAAAGUAAAACUAGUUGAGACCGCUUUGUGCUUGGGACAAAACUAGUCGUAUAAAAUCCUUCAACUUUGAGAGCAGAACUAAUCAAAUAAGAACUAAUCAAAUAAGAACUAAUCAAAUAAGAACUAAUCAAGUAGUGUCUUUAAACUAUUGACAAAAAAACACUAAUAAAAUGAAAAGACAUGUUUAUAAUGUAUUUAUUUAUACAUAUUAGUGUUGUAAAAUUAUAUUUAUAAAGGCCUAUAUAUGUGUGUGAGUCUGUGUGUGUAUAUUAACUCUUCCUCUCCUAACUGACGAUACCAGCGUUGAUUCCACCAGAAUGUGGUAAAUAAUUACGGAGAGAAAGAGUUAAUAAUGCAUGAUAAUGUAAAGCUUUCGUUGGGAUUAGCUAUAGGGAGAAUAAACGUAUGUAAUAAUGAUACUCAAAAGGCCAUGUACAAAAUAUAAACAUAUAGGUCAUGUACAAAAUAUAAACAUAUAGGUCAUGUACAAAAUAUAAACAUAUAGGUCAUGUACAAAAUAUAAACAUAUAGGUCAUGUACAAAAUAUAAACAUAUAGGCCUACUGUAUUUUGACAUACCGCAUUCAAAAAUGGAAUUGGGUAUGACAUGAUGUAAAAAUACUAAUUAAAUUAUUACACUAUUUUUUUUUAUCAAUUGUAUUUUUUCCCCCAAGUCUUCAUUUAUUGUUAGGCCUAAGCCUUUCAUUAUUUAAAAAAAUGAUAUGGUAGAAUUUUUAAAUGUAUCUUUUUUUUUUUUUUUUAAUUGUGCAAACGUGUUCAACUAUUUAUAACAAAUUAUUGGACUAUGACUUAAAUUAGGUUCUAAGAAAAAAGGAUUUUCUAUAUCAAAAAUUAAAAGUCAUAUUCAAUUUUGUGUUCCUUGUCAAAAGUCUAUAAAUUUGUUUUAUAUUUUUUUAAACUCAUAGAUGUUGUCUCCGGGCCCUCUCCUACGCCAUUACAUUUAGAUUGUUAUUGCAAUUAUUAGGCCUACAAGGGCCCAAAGCAAAUUUCGUUUUACAAUUUCUUAGUAUUUCGCAUUGUAUACAUUUGAAUUUCAAAAAUAUUGUAAAUAUAAAUGAAAAAAAAAUU
This is a messenger RNA of Biomphalaria glabrata, 3840 nucleotides long. RefSeq names its product sulfate transporter-like. Gene Ontology annotation, cellular component: membrane. The transcript has 6 exons. Gene Ontology annotation, biological process: transmembrane transport. Bases 49 to 2205 code for a protein of 718 amino acids. The record is from RefSeq and is a predicted model, not a curated record. Gene Ontology annotation, molecular function: bicarbonate transmembrane transporter activity; chloride transmembrane transporter activity; sulfate transmembrane transporter activity. NCBI's taxonomy places the organism in Eukaryota, Metazoa, Mollusca, Gastropoda, Planorbidae.